AAUCUAAGCCGCCUGUGACAUCAAGAUCAAGCGCAGUAAACACACCGGCCUGGCGCUGUAGAUCUUCGUACAUUUUCUUGACCGCCUCCCACCAUGGCGUCCUCAGUCCAGCGCGGCGCCCUCCUCAUCGGCCAGUGUAUAGCCCACAAGACUCCCAACGCCGCCAAAGUGAGGGUGAAGCGGCUAAAGUUCGACGAUAAUCUCAACAUGUAUUUUCGAAAGCACACAAAUUAUUUUGCACAUGACCCAGAAGGAGUGUGUAAGACUGGUGACAUUGUGUUGAUCAAGGAGAUGCCAGAGAAAGUUACUGUAUUAAUUACUCACUCAUUGGUCAAAAAGGUUUACGCGUUUGGAGAUAUAACGGAUCCCAUCACUGGCAAGAAGGUUGUAGUUGGGCAGUAUAGGGACCACGUGGAGCAACGGAAUGAAAUGUUUGGUGUGGCGGAGGACGGGAGUGGUGGCUUCAAGUACGCAGAAGCACCAGACAGAGGUUGGCAGGAAGGCAAAACAGACUUCACACACAAGGUUGGCUACCAGAAGUGGCACGAGUUUGAGCCAGGCCACCCACUACAUAAUGAUCCUGCUGCAAGUUAGGUGGUGCUCUUUUUAUUAUAAAGAAAUGUAAUUUGUAUAGUAAAUUUAGCAAUAAUU
Eriocheir sinensis (Chinese mitten crab) is the source of this 651-nucleotide messenger RNA. RefSeq names its product 28S ribosomal protein S17, mitochondrial-like. Gene Ontology annotation, molecular function: structural constituent of ribosome. The record is from RefSeq and is a predicted model, not a curated record. Gene Ontology annotation, biological process: mitochondrial translation. Gene Ontology annotation, cellular component: ribosome; mitochondrial small ribosomal subunit. Bases 94 to 594 code for a protein of 166 amino acids. The transcript has 5 exons. NCBI's taxonomy places the organism in Eukaryota, Metazoa, Arthropoda, Malacostraca, Decapoda, Varunidae.